AUGAAAGGUUGUUUUCCAUUGAGACGGAAAAUAUCAAAGACUAAAUCGAAGCAUUUGGCAUCGGUUCAGGAAUCUCAGUUUAAACUCGCGCAUGGUAACAGCUCAUCAGCAACGCACCAACGUUCAACAAGCAUCCAUUUGAAUGUUAGUGCACUCAAUCAUACGUUAGAAUUAUCUGAGACGAAGAAACCAAAUAAAUUACCAAAGCUUAAGCAGCAAGUCAGCAAUCGAAUACUACCGGAGCUCGACCAUAAAGACACUGCAUCCAAGAAACCAAAGUACAAGCUUGAAACACCUCACAGCAAUGAACAAGAUACUUCGAGGACAUGUCCGACACGGGAAAUCCAACCAAUGCGGUUAGAUGUUCCACAACACUUACCACCAUUACGGCAGUCUUCAUCACCAUCCCAAUCAGUUCAUUGUACAGCGUUGACACAGAAUUCUGCGGGUGUUUGUGGUCUUAGCAACAUUGGAAAUACUUGUUAUUUGAAUAGUGCUUUACAAUGUCUGAAUAGUAUACCCGAUCUUGUCCAAUGGGCUAGAAAACAACCGACAUCCUCAGUCGGCGGAAAUAUAGUUGAUGUCUACGUUUCGUUGGUACAAAAAAUGUCAUCCGGCCAACAUACAUCUGUCAAUCCCGAAAAAUUGAAAGUUUGUAUGAGCUAUACUGCACCGCUCUUUUCCGAUCACAACCAGAGAGAUUCUCAUGAAUGUAUGAAUUCACUUCUUACAGCUUUGCAAGCAGCUGAUUCAACUUCGUUCCUUACGAAUCUUUUUCAACUUCAUACUAAAUCAAUGACUACUACUUACAAUUGUGAACAUAUUGAUAGCGCUGAUGAGACAACAACAUUUCUGUCACUCUCAGUGCCACAGUUGAAUCCAGACGAUCGGCGCAAAGUCAGUCUAGAAGAUCUUAUACAAGACUUCUGCCAUGAGGAUGCCUUAAACGGAGAUUACUUUUGUCAGGAAUGUCAGACAUACCGAUCAGCGCGACACAAGACUACAAUUUGCCAACCAUUACCAUCGGCUUUGAUUAUUCAACUGAAACGAUUUCCGUUUGACGGUACGAGUGCAAAAAUCGAGACAUCGGUUGGAUUUCAACUUCAACAUACAAAUUUACUGUCCAAUGAUGAUCAAUACGAACUGUCUGCUAUUUUAUUGCACAGUGGAAGUCUUGCAAGUGGACACUAUACAGCAGUAGCACGUAAUUAUCUCAAUCGUCGAUGGUAUCAAUUUGAUGACAGUUAUGUAAAAGAAAUCGAUGUAGAUGAUGUAUUAAAGCCACUAAAUAUCAGUACAUUAAUGGAAUCGAACGAACGACAACUUGUUCGACCUAAUAAUGGCAGAAAAGAUGUUGAGAAUUCUACCUACGACUUAAGGUCAAUCAAGAUAGAUAUUUCUGUUUCCAUUCCGCGUCUUUUGGCUUUCUAUCAAUGGUAUGACUUGGACCUUCGUUGUCUCAGGCGACUGAUUUCAUCUUUAAACCUUGAUCCCCUGCAGCAAUGUGAAAUCAUUAUACCCAAUGACUUCAAUGAACUCAAAUCAAGUUCUAUACCUUCAACUUCUUCGAUAUCAUUCUCCGUCGAUGAUUUUCUUCUUAUUUUUAUUCGCUAUCUACAACUACUAAGGUUCAUUCCAUGGUCUUCACAAGUAUCUAUUUCUGACCGAGUUUAUCAACCAACAAAGAGAAGAAAAUAUGAGCCAGGUCUUUGUGGUUUAGCUAAUAUUGGCAAUACAUGUUUCAUGAACAGUGCUAUUCAAUGUUUAAGCAACAUACCACAGCUAACAGAAUGGGCUAAAACAUGUCAAUCAUCGAGUGGUCAAGGCCCGGUGACCCAGGCAUAUACAUCAUUGAUCAGAUCUAUGUGGUCAGGAGAGAAGAAGUGCGUUACUCCUAGAGAAAUCAAACAACACGUGAGUCAACAUGCCCCAAUCUUUUCUGAUUAUGCUCAGAAGGACUCUCAUGAAUUCAUGAACUCACUUUUAAAUGCACUGCACUCGGAACUCGCAGCAAAUGUUUCAUUUUCUGAAGAACAAGCAUCUAUUGUUACUGAUCUUUUUCGCAUCCAAACUAAAUCGGAAGUAACCUGCUUAAAAUGCAAUAAGUGCGAUACGAACGAAGAAACAACAUACUGUUUACCAUUACCACUUGAAAACGAGCAGCAGACACAAUUAAGUACACUAUUACAAGAUUUUCUUAAAGAAGAACUUCUCCAGGGUCAAUACUACUGUUCGAAAUGUGAAGAUCUCGGACCGGCUAAACAGCGAACCAGUUUAUGCUAUCCGUUACCACCAGUAAUCAUUGUUCAAUUGAAACGAUUCACAUUCGAUGAAUCCAGUGAGAAAUUAUAUACACUCGUCGAUUAUCCACUUCACGAUUGGCAAGUAGAUGAGAGUGAGAACACGUUGUACGACCUUGCCGCUGUUUCAAUGCACGUUGGCAAUCUAAAACGAGGACACUAUACAACAUAUGCGCGAUUGAAUACAUCCGAUCAAUGGUAUCAUUUUAAUGAUCCUUCUUUUGAGCUUGUCUCUGAUGUGGAAUGUCUUGUGAAUGAAAAUGCUUAUGUUUUAGUCUAUUUGAAGAAGAAUUAA
Messenger RNA from Adineta ricciae, 2595 nucleotides. The record is from the annotation of a GenBank genome assembly. NCBI's taxonomy places the organism in Eukaryota, Metazoa, Rotifera, Eurotatoria, Adinetida, Adinetidae.